GAUUCGUUCCCCUCGAAAUUUAGUAAGCGAACGGCUCUCAACGGCCACGGACGUGUUUUCAAUUCUCGGUACGCUCUCUCUCGUCCGAGACGCAAAGACUACACAGUACACGCAAGACACAUAAACGUAUAUAUACAAUAUAUAUGUGUAUAUAUGUAUAUAUACGCAUAUCCUCAACUUUAGACACAUUUAUCCUAAACAAGACACUUUUAAAAAAUUAAUCUUUUCGCAAAACCGAGAAAGAAAACGAUCAGUAUACACAGUUCACACAACACUAGCACCAGUACACAACAUCUAUUGAAAAGAGAUCAUAUUUUGAGAGUUACAAGUUUGUUUUCAUUCCAUCCACUGUGGCUUUAAUCAUUCAAACUGGAUUCCAACAAGCAGUACGUGUCGCGAUUACAUCGCGGCUACCGGAGGCUUAAGAAAUUAUUCAAGCGUGUGGCGAACCAGGCGCUUACCGUUUCGCCACAGCCGGCAGUUACGGUGGAGGGGCCGGUGUCAAAAAUGUCUCCACCAACGAACGACGUGACCAAUGGGGUGGUGGCGCCGCCCAAUACCCUGGCGCCCCGGGUCAACACCAUCAACCCGGCCCUCGGCAUCAACCUACCGACACACAAACGCAACCCCAAGGACUUUAUAUUCGGCAAAGUCAUCGGCGAGGGCAGUUUCUCGACCGUCUACCUAGCCAAGGACAUCCACACGAACAAGGAAUACGCCAUCAAGGUGUGUGACAAGCGGCACAUCAUCAAGGAGAGGAAGACGGAAUAUGUGAAGCGGGAGAAAGAAGUGCUGAACAUGCUGGCUGGUGCGAAGCACAGCUUCGUCCGGUUGUUCUGCACCUUUCAGGACCUGGACAGACUCUACUUCGUGCUUUCCUAUGCGAAGAACGGUGAGCUGCUACCGUAUAUCAACAAGGUGGGCAGCUUCGACAUCGAGUGCACGAAAUUCUACUCGGCUGAGAUUCUGCGCGGUCUCGAGUACCUUCAUGGUCUUGGGAUCAUCCACCGGGAUCUCAAACCCGAGAACAUUCUCCUAGACGAGAAAAUGCAUGUUCUCAUUACGGACUUCGGUAGUGCCAAGAUCCUCAAGGACGAUCCGGAGAAGCUGAGUGCCUCCGAGAAUGAACAACAUACGGAGGAACAGCAGGAUUCCCAACAACAGCAACAUCAAAGACAAAGAGAGUACAAGCGGGAGCGACGAAACUCCUUCGUCGGCACGGCACAGUAUGUGUCCCCCGAAUUGUUAACUGACAAAACCGCCAGCAGAGCCUCAGAUUUGUGGGCCCUUGGAUGCAUUGUUUACCAGAUGGUCGCCGGUCUACCACCGUUCCGAUCGCGGAGCGAGUACAUGAUCUUCCAAAAGAUCAUGAAGCUCGAGUACGAGAUCCCAGAUGGUUUUUGCGAUCUUGCACGAUCACUGGUUAGCCAGUUACUUGUCCUUGAGCCCACGGAGAGGUUAGGUGCCCUUGAUGAGCACGGUGCGGGUUAUCCUAGUAUCAGAGCGCAUGACUUCUUUAAGGGCAUGGACUUUGAGACAUUGCACGAACAGACGCCACCGCCAAUCUACCCUUAUUUACCUGGCACCUCGGAGCACGAGGAGCUCAGAUCACAGUACAGGGUUCCUGAUCACCUGGAACCUGGUCUCGACGAUAAGCAGCUCACGCGGCUUCUGGGUUUGGGCAUCGGCGAAGAGGAAGAGACCGAAGAGGAUGAAGCAGAGGAAGUUGAAGAAGGAGAAGAGGAGAAGCAGGUGCCAGUAGCUGGCGAGGAAGAACAAUCUAAGGAAAAGAAAACGAAGUCAAGAACGAAGAAGAAGAAAGCCGAACCUGUAACAACCGUCGUCGAGAAAACGUCGAGAAGAAAGAGGUGUGGAAUUGCCGAUCUGACGGAGGAGGAGAUUAGAAAAAGGCUCGAAAAGCAGAGAGCAAGUAAUCCAUGGGACAGCUUCGUAGAGGGUAACUUGAUAGUCAAACAGAAUUUCGUCAAUAAGCGAAAAGGUCUUUUCGCUAGGAGAAGGAUGCUCCUCCUUACCACUGGACCGCACCUCUAUUAUGUUGAUCCUGUGAACAUGGUGCUCAAGGGUGAAAUACCUUGGAGUCCUGAACUCAGGGUGGAACCCAAGAACUUUAAGAUCUUCUUUGUGCACACGCCGAACAGGACUUACUACCUAGAGGAUCCCGAAGGAUUUGCCCUGGAGUGGUGUCGAGCAAUCGAGGAGAUGAGAGUACAUUGUUACGGAUACCAGGAGUCGUAAACACCAUUAAAAGCACAUACUAAAACAAGGAUCUACCGGGAGAGAGAAAGAGAUAAGAGGUAUUACCGAGAACAAGUGAGGGCGGUAUACACAGCAAGAAGAGUUAAAGAGAAGAAUCAAAGUGAAACAGAGUGAAAAAUGUCGAAAGAAAACAUUUGAAUGAAACAAAGAAAUCUCAGAACUUUUAAAAGACUUGAGAGUUUCGCGAGUGAUGUCCUCUUAAAAAGGAAAUCGUAUUUUCUUAGCUAACAAAUUAAUAUAAUUAACGUCUUGAAAUCACAGAAGAAGAUUAAAUAUGAGCGCGCAAGGAACCUUGGCGGAUGGACUUAGGAAAAUUUUAGAAUACUUCAAUGGUCCAUCCAAAAGGCACAUUUCGAGACUAGGACAUUAGGAAAGAAGCAGAGAGAAGGGAAAAGAAAAAAGAGUCAAAAAGGAAUGAUUAAUGAAAAGGGCAAUGGGUAGGACUUCUUAACGAGUAACAAGAUGUUAAGAAGUACGGUACUUGUUUUUCACGUUUGACAACCGAGCACGUAAUAAGAUCAAUAGUUAGAUGAUGUAGGGUCAAUUUGUAGCUUAAAAAAAGUGUUUUGCAAACGUGCGAGAAGCAUCAUAACUUAGAGGGUGAAGGUCGAAGAGAAAGGAGAAAUCACAGAGAAUCCUCAUAAGGAAACAAUACGGCGGACAAGCAUUAGCAAUUUUAAUUUGACGUCAUUCAAUUUCUCAUUUUCAAAUGAGAUUUCCAUUUGCCAAUUCACCAAAUGAAAUUUCAACCCCCUGUACAUAGUAGCGCGUAAACAUAUAUAAGAAUCUUGCUUGCCUUUAAUAACAAGCCUCUUGUACAUAUUUAUAUAUAAUUAUUGAAAUUUCGUAUACAUACGUAAAAUUUUCCUUUACUAAUCAAUCGUGCGCCAUUUCUCUAUUCUCUUCAACCAUUCGCCAUCGUUAUUUGCCCUUUAGACCUUGCGCCGCUUUUCUCUCUUUAUUCUUUUCUCUUCAUUGAGCUCGCGUGGCACGUGCCUCUCGCCAAAUCUGUCGGAAGACGAAAGAAGAUUAAACGAUAAAUUAAAGUGAUUCUGACGAAUAAGAAAAGAAGCCGAUUUCGCGAACAAUGAUCGGACUAAGAUAUGAAAGGGUAAAUAAAAUCGGCAGUGACUAUAUAGGAGAGCGAGUUUCAAAAGUGCGAGACGUCAAAGUAAUACAGUAAAUACGAUAUAUACAAUAUAUAUAUAGGGUGUUGAAAGCCGAAGGGUAGCUUUUAACCCUGGAAAAGACUUGACACACUAUAGCAUACAGUAUGCGAAAUUGUAACGAUAAAUAGCCGAUAAAUUAAUGUACUGUGUUUGACAUGUGCGAAUGUGUUGUGAAUGCGCAAAAAAAUGUCUUUCGAGAAUUAUGCGUAGUUCGUUCAAUUAUUCACUGUUCUGUUUUCUCACUGAGCAAAUUCAAACUCAUUGAUGUACGUUUGUUGUUUGUUUGUUUCUUUAACUUAAUUUAUUCGAUCAAAGUAUCGAUCGUUCCUUUUGUUCUAUUGUUCGUUCACUUAACUUAUAUCAAUUUAACGAGACGCUAUUUAUUUCAUUAGUUCGUUGCCUCAAACCAUGAGAGAAUCAUCUCUAGAGCGCAUGAAAGUAAGUGAGACUGAAUUGUAUAAGAGAGAGAGAGAAUAUAUAUAUAUAUAAGAGUAUGAAUGGGUUAUGAGAGAAAGGGAAGGAAAGUGAGUGAGAGAGAGAGAGUGAGUCUGUGUGUAUGAUGAAACGUAUGCGACGUAAGCAAUGCAAGUGUUCUUCUCUUUCUUUUGUUUUCUGUAUUUUUCUCUAUUUACUAGAAAGACGAGAUGAUACAGAGAAUAUAGAUGAAUCUAGAUUGAUUAUAAUUAGUAGAAUGCUACCAGCACUGCGACUAUUUACCAAUACCCGUAAUACCAAUUGGCGCGUGUAAUCUGUCACUCGUUACGUUACGAAUUUAUUAGCAGGUACGUGAAGAUGUAUAAAGACGCAUAUAUAGAAUCGGGAUAGAAGAAGAAUGCGCGCUUCACCCUCUACUGUAAAUAUAGAAAGUGUACUUUAAUAGGGGUUGAAAGAAAUGUAGGAGCAAAGAAAGGUGAGGCGCGACGUAGAGCGUUGCAGGAGAUAGAAAUUAAAGUUCUUUUUUUUUCUUUCGAGAAAAAGUCGCCCGUCGCCAUUCUGUACAUUAUCUGUACAUUACCUAUAUAUAGGCGUUAGAUACUUAUGUACAUGAAUACAUGUAUAAAUAUAUAUUUAUGAAUUGUGAAUAUUAGUUAGAUAGGUAAACAAUAUUGUAUAAAUGUUUGUAGCUCUUAGUAUUGCUAGGUUAAUUCUGACACACGCGGUUAUACGAAAAUGGUCAGUGCGUGAGACACGUGCGCAUUACGGAGACAAGUAACACGUACUGACUGUGGGAUUUGGGGGGAGGGGGAGGGGGGUAAAUAAAUUUGGAAAAUAAAUGGCGGGCGACUAGUCUUUCGGCAAAAUUUUGCAAACCGAUCGGCCUCUUGUUAUCUAAGAUUCUGUUUGGGAAGCAUAUACAGCAACAGACUUAAACAGGGUAUUUAUCUUUAAAAUGAUUGCGAGAGAUUCAAAAGGCAAUGCAUAGCGUGGGGACGUCCUACACUGCGUGUACUUCGAAAUAAUCGGCGGAUUCCAGUGUGCCCUUAUAGUUCCUUACUUCUCUUUGAUCUUAUCCGUCCUACAGCUUUUGUCUUUUUAUUCUUCCUUUAUCUUUGCCUGGGAUCAGUCGGUUGUCCUCGGACCCAGUGGCUUUGCCAAAAUGACCGCUUUUGGUGGGCUACGUACGGAACGAGCGGAGAUGCCGCAGUAGUUAGAAAAAAAUAUUUAUAAUUAAUUUUGAUAUAAAAAAUAAGAGAGGACAUCCUUACGCUAUCAUAGACUCGAAGAUAUCUUGUAAGCGUUACCAGGGUUCAAUUGUAUUUUUCUCUUUGCUUGGUUCUCGUUUGUUCCAUUCUUUCGCGUGUUUUGUUCCGUUGUAGUUUGUAAGAGUAAAGGAUGCUACAAAGAGAGCCAUAUAUUCUCUCUCGCUCUUCACUCUCUUGCGUCCUUUCUCCCUCUCUCGUACCUCAUGCAUUUCCCUCGGGUAAAGGUGAGAAACUUUGGCCGAUCUACGUUUUAUGUAGAUCCUCGCAAACUUUCAACCCUAUGCUCGAGUUUAGAAAGUCUCAAGAGAUUUCUGGUUAUUUGCCAGAUACCAGGGAGAAAGAGAUGAGCGAGUGAGCGAGUGAGAUAGAAGAAAAUAGUUACAGUGCAGGAACGAAAAUUGUCGUGUCUUGCGCCGAGAUUAGCCAAUUAUUUAUAACAUACUAGAAGACGUUUAUUGGAGUGCAAAGUGAAAAAUACUUAACGGUGAGAUACAAAAGGGAAGGCAUGGAUGUAUAGGAAAAUUAACGUGAAAGGUCCACUGAUAGAAAUUCUUGAAAGGAAAAAAAAAAUGUUUAAUCGUGGAUCUUUCUCACUUAUACAGUAAUUAAAAUUAUAGAAGACGCGAGAGACAGAUACAUGCGUCUAGGCAUCCUGUAAAUUUACGUACAUAUAUUGUAUAUUCUUAUUCCAAUAUACUCUAUGUGCACGUUUAUGCGUUUCUGUAUGAUAAAGACGAUGGAUAUGAUUUAACUAACGCAGUUGCCUAUCGUUUCGCGAAGACGACGAAGAAUACACUUAUAACUAUUAAUCGCAGUAUUACUAAAUAUACGUAGUACAUACUACUAUCACACAUUACAUAAAUAAACACACUGACACAUCACCACAAACCAAGAACCAUAGGCAGUGACAGACAGACGGGCCCUUGAAAAUAAGAAGACUCUGUAAAUAGUUAGUACGUAAUUACCAUAGAUUAUAAAGAAGAAAACCUAUUAACAUUAACAUCAAAUUUAUUUAUAGUAAAAUUUCCGAAAUAUCGCAUUA
Molecule: messenger RNA, 6191 nt
Organism: Cephus cinctus (wheat stem sawfly)
Lineage: Eukaryota; Metazoa; Arthropoda; Insecta; Hymenoptera; Cephidae
Gene: Pdk1
Product: 3-phosphoinositide-dependent protein kinase 1
Exons: 4
Coding region: 508-2256 (582 amino acids)
Biological process (GO): intracellular signal transduction; peptidyl-serine phosphorylation
Molecular function (GO): ATP binding; protein serine/threonine kinase activity
Source: RefSeq, a predicted model, not a curated record